Molecule: messenger RNA, 541 nt
Organism: Corythoichthys intestinalis (scribbled pipefish)
Lineage: Eukaryota; Metazoa; Chordata; Actinopteri; Syngnathiformes; Syngnathidae
Product: barrier-to-autointegration factor-like
Exons: 3
Coding region: 179-451 (90 amino acids)
Molecular function (GO): DNA binding
Source: RefSeq, a predicted model, not a curated record
AUUUAGUUGGUUAAGCAACUCUCAUUCACAAGAACGACACCGAAGAAGAAGACGACGAACCGAAACUUCCGGGACUAGAAAAAGCACAUUGCAGCGAACUCCACUGAGCUAAUCUGGCACUACAGCACGACACCAGACCCAACUGUUUUUGGGAUCGGUGACCUUCAACAAAGCCGUGAUGUCGUCAACAUCUCAGAAACAUAGGGACUUUGUGACAGAGCCCAUUGGAGAAAAAACGGUCUAUGCUCUUGGAGGCAUCGGGGAAGUCCUUGGGAAAAGACUGGAGAAUAAAGGGUUUGACAAGGCGUAUGUGGUCCUUGGACAAUACCUGGUUCUAAAGAAGGACGAGGAGCUUUUCCGAGAAUGGCUUAAGGACAUAUGUGGCGCAAAUGCCAAGCAGCAAGGGGAAUGCUUCAACUGCUUAAAUGAAUGGUGCAAUUCUUUCCUGUAAAUAUAUACAUUUGUGUAGUUUAAAUAAUUUGUGUUGAUGUUUUUUCUAUCUGUGAAAAUAAAGAAAACUUUUAAGUGUUUGAUAAUCUAA